AAGCACACAUGCGUCUUAAUGGGAAGGCAACAAUUUUUUCUUUUCUUUAAAAACGUUAUAUUAAAGAGAGUAGUAAUGGAGAACGCAUAGCACUAUUUCUUAUGGGUUUAUCAGCCAUUGAUUAUUAACAUUUUACCAUUCCUCUCCCAAGUGGAUGCGGCACGUAUUGUUGUGUAAAAAUGGUUUUUGGGCAAAUGAGUCAUGAUGAAUUAAUGCCACAGAGCGGUGAGUAUAGAGUUUGUGUUAAAACGGACCACACCGCAUUCCAUCAGCAGCAGUAGCCAAGACAGGAAGUAUUUAAAAAUUUCAAAUCAGCAAAUUCUACUAAAAUGUUUGAUUUCAAUCUGGAAUUUGCUCGUGGUGGUGCUAAAGUGGCCACAGAACUCUUCGAACUACUUUCCGCUGGUGGAGUUAAGCAAAACAUUGUUUACUCACCUUUUUCUAUACAAACUUGUGCUGCACUGGCAUUUGCCGGGGCUAAUGGUGAGACCGCUGAUGAAAUAGCUGAAGGCUUCAAAUUCCCAUCUAACUUCCAACCCGAAGUGGCUUCAACUUUCGGUUUCGUUUGUGACAAAUACAAGGAUAGUGAAAUAUUGAAGAUAGCAAAUAAAGUUUAUGUUCAACAGGGACUCCAAUUAAAACAGCAGUAUGAGAAUGAUCUCAAAGAAUAUUACAAUGCCGAGACUGAAGCGAUAAAUUUUGAAGAAGGAGCAAAUACUGCUAAAGCUAUAAAUUCUUGGGUAGAAGAUAAAACUGCUGGAAAAAUUAAAGAUCUAGUUCAGGAAACCGCCUUCAAUGCUCUAACUCGAUUGGUACUUUUGAAUGCCUUACACUUUAAAGGUCUUUGGGAGCAUAAGUUCGAUGCAGAGCAAACUGCUGAAGAUGAUUUUUGGAUUUCUGAAAACGAGUCAGUAAAAGUAGAAUACAUGAAUCAGAAAGCGAAAUUUGGCUUUGCUUAUUUUGAAGAGCUUGACUGUCAAGCACUCGAGUUGCCUUACAAAGAUUCAGAUUUAUCGAUGUUGGUUUUGUUGCCUAGCGAACGGGAGGGACUGAAAUCGCUUGGUGAGAAACUAAAAUCUGUAAAUUUGUUGGAAUUAGCAGGCAAUCUCGAUAACAGCGAAGAAAUUGUAGUCAAACUGCCAAAAUUCAAGGUGGAGUUUGAAGUGGAACUAACGGAUACACUCAAGAAGCUCGGUAUUAGCAAAAUUUUUAAUGAUGACGCAGAUUUCAGCAACAUGCUAGAAUCACCCGAGGAACUUCGUGUGUCUAAUAUAUUCCAUAAGGCAGUGAUUGAGGUUAACGAAGAGGGCACUGAGGCUGCUGCAGCUACUGCUAUGAUUAUGAUGACUCGUUGUCUGCUCAUUCCAUUACAAUUUAUAGCCGAUCGCCCAUUCUUCUACACCAUUUGGAAUAAGAAAAAUAUUCUAUUCGCUGGUGCAUUUGUUAAUGCCCCAACAGUUUAAUUGGAUGAAACAAGUUUUCGAUAGCGAAAUGUUGCAAACGACUGUAAUUAAUUGUUUAAAAAUAAAUUUUUUUAACAUACUCAUUGUUUAAUCGAAUUCCUUGUUCUUUCUGCAAAGAUAUACAAAUAAUAGCGCAAAAUUGUUUACCCAAAUUUAUUUUUACUUUAAUGUUUAUGGUUUUUUUAUAUUUAAAUAUUUGGAAAUGCAAAAGAUGAGAAUACCUAAAACGUAUACAAAUAGGAAUGCAGUUACAUCCACAGUAGAAUGCCACAUGAAACAAUUAAAUUGGAAAAGUGUUAUUAAAUUAGCAAACUGGAAUUGUGACAUUAUACAGAGUACAUACAAUAACCAUAGGAUUAUAACAAAAAUGCCGUUAAAAUGCAUAAUAAAUGAAUAGUUACCAAAUAAACGCAAUGCUUAUUAAGGACUUAA
Ceratitis capitata (Mediterranean fruit fly) is the source of this 1895-nucleotide messenger RNA. RefSeq names its product serine protease inhibitor 42Dd. The transcript is spliced from 4 exons. Gene Ontology annotation, molecular function: serine-type endopeptidase inhibitor activity. The coding region runs from base 330 to 1463 and encodes 377 amino acids. The record is from RefSeq and is a predicted model, not a curated record. NCBI's taxonomy places the organism in Eukaryota, Metazoa, Arthropoda, Insecta, Diptera, Tephritidae.